Ectocarpus sp. CCAP 1310/34 is the source of this 664-nucleotide messenger RNA. NCBI's taxonomy places the organism in Eukaryota, Phaeophyceae, Ectocarpales, Ectocarpaceae. The record is from the annotation of a GenBank genome assembly.
UCAGGGCAGCCUCACGUUCCUCCUCCUGCUUCCUCGCCGCAGCAGCCAGAGCAGCCUCACGUUCCGCCAAGCGCUUCGAGUCCUCGCGCUUCGCCUGCUCUGGCGCCUCCGCCUCUGCUAUCCUCCCGGCAAGACCGUCGCACCACAUCUCGUUCAACCUUUGUUACGCCAUAAACUCGUCGUGGGGCAAGAGGAUUAAUUUGUCUUCCGGCGGGAGCGAGAAAGGAAGAACAAAACGAGGGGAAUCGGACGACACAUGGGCCGCUUCUACAAUAUCUUCCAGAGAGACACGUCCGGUGUUGUAGGCCCGCUCCAGUUCCGCCGGAUCUGCCGUGGCGAUGUUGUCCAGCAAAUUAUCGACGGUGAACGCAAUGGGCAUGGGGGGGCUCUCGUCUCCCGCACCGGCCGGUGGAAACCGCUCUGCGGUGGGAGCCUCGCCCUCGGGUUCGUAAUCCAGAAUUUCCACAUUGUCGCCCAGGAGUUCCACAUUGCCGCUGGACAUGGUGUCCUCUUUGUGGUAGCAGACGUUUCAAGGAGUGAUGCCGUGGGCGGUAGCUUGCUCCUAGAGAUAGAUGAAGGUUCUGUCGUUGACACUUUUGUCCACGACCACGUUGAGAUGGGAAAGUUGCUUGUUACUGCUGAGAGACGAUCAGCAAAGGUCUGA